AUGGCUCAUAUUAAUAUUUAUUUUCUUCGUAUAAAACGAUAUCUUCUUCGAUAUAGUCUUUAUUGUAGUCGACGACCAAAAUUAAAUCGUAUUAUAAAAAUUUUUUCUAUUAUUAUGGUUGGUUUUCUUUUUAUGACACUUAUUAAUGGUGUUCUUUUUUCAAGUGUUCUAUUUUUACAAGAAAAUACUAAUGAACCUGAUUAUGAUCUUGAUACACGACCAUAUUAUAAAACAAUUGAAAUGAAAAAACGUUUUGAUGAUUCAGGAAAUUAUUUAAUUAUACAAAAUUUUGUGCAAUAUCAAACAAAUUUAACUAAAAAUUUUGACUUUAUAUCUCUAAAUUUACAUACUAAUAUUGAACAACUUCAUUUAUUAUUGCAACAUGCAAAAGUUUGGGAUGGACCAAUUUCAUUAAGUUUAUAUGUUAAAGGUAAUCGAGGUAGUGAUGAUAUUGAUUAUGCAUCAAUAUGGCUUCGAUGUAAUCGACGAUCAUUUAAAGUACUCAAUGUUCAUCUUGUUAUCUCAGCAAAAGCUUAUAAAAGCUCAAUAUCAAGUCAGCAUAAUUCUCAUAGUGUUAAAUAUGCUGUCAAUUGUCAACAUAUGAAUUAUGUUAAUCAUACUGAUGAAACAGAUUCUACUCCAUAUCCAUCCAAUCUUCUACGUAAUGUUGCUCGUCUUGGCAAUACAUUUCCAUCUGUAAAAUAUAUUCUUACACUUGAUAUUGAUAUAUUUCCAUCACCUGAUCUAUUUCAUCAUCUUAUAUCAUUUUAUACUAAAAAAUCCAAUAAAAAUGAAAUAUUUAAUCGUACAUUAUAUGUUAUUCCAGCAUUUGAAAUUCAUUCUGAUACACUAAAACGUUCGAUUGCAUUACCACAAAAUAAACGUGAAUUAAUAUUAUUAUGGAAUGAAGAACAAAUUCAACCAUAUCAAAAAGAUAUUUGUUCAACAUGUCAAUUUUUAACAAAUUAUCAAGCAUGGAAACAAGAAACAAAAAAUGAUGAAAUUCUACCAAUAUUUCGACCACAUUAUUCACAACCAUGGAAACCUUUUUAUGUUGGACCUAUAGAUGUACCUAUAUUUGAUUCACGUUUUAAAGCACAUGCACAUGCAAGAAUAAGUCAAUGUUGUGAAAGUUUUUUGGCUGGUUAUGAUUAUGCUGUAUUGAAUAAUGUUUAUCUUUAUCGAUUAGGUUUUAUUGAUAAAUCUCAAUUACCAAAUACGAAAUUAAUUGAAGAUGAUACAUCAUUAUUACUUUUUCAACAAUUUCGAGAAGAUCUAUUAGAACGUUAUUCAAAUACAACAAGAAGAUGUUGA
Rotaria sordida is the source of this 1314-nucleotide messenger RNA. The record is from the annotation of a GenBank genome assembly. Lineage: Eukaryota; Metazoa; Rotifera; Eurotatoria; Philodinida; Philodinidae.